Messenger RNA from Zingiber officinale, 2524 nucleotides. RefSeq names its product O-fucosyltransferase 6-like. The record is from RefSeq and is a predicted model, not a curated record. Lineage: Eukaryota; Viridiplantae; Streptophyta; Magnoliopsida; Zingiberales; Zingiberaceae. The coding region runs from base 249 to 2006 and encodes 585 amino acids. The transcript has 11 exons.
UCUUCUUCAAAGUUUGCUCGCAAGCAGUAGUAUUCUAAUCUCCGCUUGGAAAUUCGUUUUUUUAUUCUCGAAUACAUUUCAAAAUUCAAUUUUAAGUGUUUUAGCACCUCUACCUUCUCCUUUUUCUAUUGGCUUCGUCGUUCUUCCAAGCAUUGUCCGAUGCUCUUGCGUGAUGAGAAUGGAAAGAGACUUUUGUGGAAGAAGAGGCAGAAUUGAGUGAUCGGAAAGAGAGGAAGAGAAUAGAGCUAAUGGGAUUGCAAAGGCGGCGACGGCAGGAGCGGCGGGUUGUGCCGGCGGUGCCUGUGCAGGCGGCGCUCUCCGCUGCGGUUCUCCUGCUACUCGUCGUCCUUUCCUUCCACUCCUUCCUCUCGUCGGCUCCCCUCGCCGACCGAACUUCGCCGGACCCGGUGCCCAUCCGCCACCUCCUGCCUCGCCGGAAGCCCUCCUCCAUUUUGCAGCUAAAGGAUAAGAUGGAGAUGCUAGGGACCGACGCCGGCGAUGUCGAUGUCUUUCUUAUUCCAAGUGGAGGAGAGAGCCCGGUGGGCAAUCUUUGGGGUUCAAAGCUGUCUAAAGAUUUCUAUGGAUGCAGCCAUGCGAGCAGUGGGUUUGCAACGGCUGAGGCCAAUACUGUUCCAAAUAGAUAUUUGAUGAUAGCAACAAGCGGAGGGUUAAAUCAACAAAGAACUGGGAUAACUGAUGCUGUAGUUGCAGCUCGAAUUUUGAAUGCUACUCUUGUUGUUCCUGUACUUGAUCAGAAAUCUUUCUGGAAAGAUGCUAGUGACUUUAGUAACAUCUUUAAUGUUGAAUGGUUCAUUGCGUCUCUGGACAAGGAUGUCAAGAUCAUCAAGGAACUCCCUGAAAUUGGUGGUAAAGUCACUCGACCCCAGAUCAUGCGUGUUCCGAGAAAAUGCAAUGCAAGAUGCUAUGAGAAUCGAGUGCUGCCUGUUCUUAUUAAGAAGCAUGUUGUUAGGCUUACAAAGUUCGACUACAGGCUCUCAAACAAGUUGGAGACUGAUCUUCAGAAAUUGAGAUGCAGAGUAAACUAUCACGGACUAAAAUUCACAGAUCAAAUACAAAUGAUGGGUGAUUCACUAAUUCAAAGAAUGAAGGCAAAAAGCAACCACUUUAUUGCCCUUCACUUAAGGUUUGAAACUGAUAUGCUAGCUUUCUCUGGUUGUUAUUAUGGUGGAGGAGAAAAGGAAAGAACAGAGUUAGGAGCAAUUCGCAAACGGUGGAAAACCUUACAUACAAGCAAUCCAGAAAAGGAGCGUCGACAUGGUAAAUGCCCCCUUACACCUGAAGAAAUAGGUCUUAUGCUGAGGGCAUUAGGUUUUGGCAAAGAUGUGCAUAUUUAUGUGGCUUCUGGAGAGAUAUAUGGAGGAGAAGAGAGAUUAGCACCUCUGAAGGCACUCUUUCCUAAUUUUCAUUCAAAGGAAACUUUGGCAACCAAGGAUGAAUUAGCACCUUUCUCAUCAUAUUCAUCACGUAUGGCUGCACUUGAUUUUAUCGUCUGUGAUGGAAGUGAUGUAUUUGUGACCAACAACAAUGGAAACAUGGCCAGGAUAUUGGCUGGUAGAAGGAGAUAUUUUGGUCACAAGAGGACCAUUAGACCAAAUGCCAAGAAACUCUAUUCCCUCUUUCUAAACAGAACCGGAAUGACUUGGGAGACAUUCUCUUCAAAUGUACACACAUUUCAGAAAGGAUUCAUGGGAGAGCCAGAUGAGCUUAGACCUGGCAGAGGCGAAUUUCAUGAGUAUCCUUCAGCAUGCAUUUGUGAAAGAUCCAAGAGAAUAACAUAUUCUAAUUCUGAUAUUCAGAAUGAGGCUGGGAGCUAUAGCGGGAAGGGAACUGUGAACAGAAGCACCAGUGAGGACUUAGACUGGAUAGACUUUGACUAUGGUGAAAAUGCACCUCUAGGUAGAGUUUCCCCCAUCGAAAUUGAAUCUGAGUAUGAUGCCAUGAUCAAGCAAGAGGACCUAGAGUUGGAAGAAAUACUUUCAGAUUAGAAUUGGUUCCAGAAGCUCAAAAGUGAAACAUCUUUUUUAUCAAGUUCUCUUUGCUCCUAACUCUUGCUCUCUGAUCAGAAUUUUGCAGUGGCAAUGCUUUAAGAUUUCACUUAUCAUACUUGUUGAAGGAGUUCAUGAUAGACAAAAGGAGAUGCAACAAAAAUUUUGAUUGUACAUAAAGGCUUGGGAUAGUCUGAAUUACACAACUCCAUUCAUCUACUUGAUCAAUCACAACAGUGGUUGCAGCUGUCCAGAUUGUCAGAGCUACUUGUACAUUCUUUUUGUUUGUUCCGCAGAUCUGAUUUAAAGUUGGGACAUUUUGUUUAUAGUUGCUUGUUUGACAAUUUUAUUGGUAAAUAUGUGGGAAAUUGGGUGGUGUUACCAAGAUGGUUGAGGAUAAAGCUUGUAAUUGUGAAUCAUGCGUGUUUACUAGUUGGCACAAGUCAGUUUUUUCUGCUUGUAAACAAUCAAUAAGGUGCUGAGGAAGAAAUGCAUGCCUUCAGUACAAGUGUUGUCAA